AUGUCGGCAAAGCCUAUCCGCGAGUACGACGCCAAGUUGCUCCUCGCCUACCACCUCGCCCGCGCACCGACCGCCGGCUCCAAGGCAGUCGCACGGGACGGCUUCCAGUCCCCCGAAGUCAAGGUUGCGCAGGUCUCGUGGGACCCCGAGACCAACCAGGUCACGCCUGAUGCGGCGCUGCCUCACUGGGUCUUCACCGAGAAGCUCGUCGUCAAGCCCGACCAGCUCAUCAAGCGUCGUGGAAAGGCCGGUCUCCUCGCACUGAACAAGACGUGGGCCGAGGGCAAGCAGUGGAUCGCUGAGCGCGCGGGCAAGCAAGUUCAGGUCGAGAAGACGACGGGCACGCUCAACAACUUCAUCGUCGAGCCGUUCUGCCCUCACCCUUCGGACGCCGAGUACUACAUCUGCAUCAACUCGGUCCGCGAGGGCGACGUGAUCCUGUUCACCCACGAGGGCGGUGUCGACGUCGGCGAUGUCGACGCCAAGGCGCUCACGCUCCUCGUCCCCGUCGGCGGCGAGCUCCCCUCGCGCGACGAGAUCCGCUCGCAGCUCCUCAAGCACGUCACCGGCGCCGAACGCCAGGAGGCCCUCAUCGACUACAUCAUCCGCCUCUACUCGGUCUACGUCGACCUCCACUUUGCCUACCUCGAGAUCAACCCGCUCGUCGCCGUCGAGAACCCCUCGACCGGCAAGACCGACAUCUUCUACCUCGACAUGGCCGCCAAGCUCGACCAGACGGCCGAGUACGUCGUCGGUCCCAAGUGGGCCAUCGCGCGCGACCCCUCCAUCAUCAACCCCGCCGCCGCGCCCAUGUCGAACGGCAAGAUCUCGGCCGACAAGGGCCCGCCCAUGUUCUGGCCCCCUCCCUUUGGUCGUGACCUCACGAAGGAGGAGGCCUACAUCGCCAAGCUCGACGGCUCGACCGGCGCCUCGCUCAAGCUCACCGUCUUGAACGCUGAGGGACGCAUCUGGACCAUGGUUGCCGGUGGUGGUGCUUCGGUCGUCUACUCGGACGCCAUCGCCGCGCACGGAUUCGCUCACGAGCUCGCCAACUACGGCGAAUACUCGGGCGCGCCCACCCAGACCCAGACCUACGAGUACGCCAAGACCAUCCUCGACUUGAUGACCCGCGGCACGCCCAACCCGCAGGGCAAGCUCCUCUUCAUCGGCGGCGGUAUCGCCAACUUCACCAACGUCGCCGCGACCUUCAAGGGCAUCAUCACGGCGCUCAAGGAGUACCAGCACCGUCUUCAGGAGCACAAGGUCCGCAUCUUUGUUCGCCGCGGCGGCCCCAACUACCAGGAGGGCCUCAAGGCCAUGCGCCUCCUCGGCGAGACCCUCGGCGUCGAGAUCCAGGUCUUUGGCCCCGAGACCCACAUCACCUCGAUCGUCCCGCUCGGACUCGGCUUGAUCAAGUCGGUCGACGACGCUCUCAAGGUCCCCGGCGCCCGCGCCGCCGCCGAUGCGACCGGCACCCUCACCCCCGUCCCGGGCUCGCCCAAGUCGCGCGCCGCCCAGCUCCCGACCGGCGCGUCGACGCCCUCGCGCCAGCAGCCCCAGGACAACAUCGUCAGCUUCUCGGACAAGGUCCACGCGCCCGACUCGGGUCGCCCGUGGUACCGCCCCUUUGACGAGACGACGCGCUCGAUCGUGUACGGCCUCCAGCCUCGCGCGAUCCAGGGCAUGCUCGACUUUGACUUUGCCUGCGGACGCGAGACGCCCUCGGUCGCGGCCAUGGUCUACCCCUUCGGCGGCCACCACGUCCAGAAGUUCUACUGGGGAACCAAGGAGACCCUCCUCCCCGUCUUCACCUCGAUGAAGGAGGCCGUCGCCAAGUGCCCCGACGCCGACGUCGUCGUCAACUUUGCGUCGUCGCGCUCGGUCUACCAGUCGACCCUCGAGGCGCUCGAGUUCCCCCAGAUCAAGGCCAUCGCCCUCAUCGCCGAGGGUGUCCCCGAGCGCCACGCUCGCGAGAUCCUCCACCUCGCCAAGAAGAAGGAGGUCAUCAUCAUCGGUCCCGCGACCGUCGGCGGCAUCAAGCCCGGCUGCUUCCGUAUCGGCAACACGGGCGGCAUGAACGAGAACAUCCUCUCGUCCAAGCUGUACCGCGCCGGUUCCGUCGGCUACGUCUCCAAGUCCGGAGGCAUGUCGAACGAGCUCAACAACAUCCUCUCGCUCACGACCGACGGCGCGUACGAGGGCAUCGCCAUCGGCGGUGACCGCUACCCGGGCACCACCUUCAUCGACCACCUCCUCCGCUACGAGGCCGACCCGAACUGCAAGAUGCUCGUCCUCCUCGGAGAGGUCGGUGGCGUCGAGGAGUACCGCGUCAUCGAGGCCGUCAAGUCGGGCCAGAUCAAGAAGCCCAUCGUCGCGUGGGCCAUCGGCACCUGCGCCAAGAUGUUCGCCACCGACGUCCAGUUCGGCCACGCCGGCUCGAUGGCCAACUCGGACCUCGAGACGGCCGAGGCCAAGAACAACGCCAUGCGCGCCGCCGGCUUCAUCGUGCCCCCGACGUUCGAGGAGCUCCCGCAGGUCCUCGCCGAGACCUACCAGAAGCUCGUCGGCGACGGCACGAUCCAGCCCAAGCCCGAGGUUCCCCCUCCUCAGAUCCCGAUGGACUACAACUGGGCCCAGACGCUCGGCAUGGUCCGCAAGCCCGCCGCCUUCAUCUCGACCAUCUCGGACGAGCGCGGCCAGGAGCUCCUCUACGCCGGCAUGCCCAUCUCCAAGGUCUUUGAGGAGGACAUCGGCAUCGGCGGUGUCGUCUCGCUCCUCUGGUUCAAGCGUCGCCUCCCCGCCUACGCGACCAAGUUCCUCGAGAUGGUCCUCAUGCUCACGGCCGACCACGGACCCGCCGUCUCGGGCGCCAUGACCACCGUCAUCACCACCCGUGCCGGCAAGGACCUCGUCUCGUCGCUCGUCGCCGGUCUCCUCACCAUCGGCGACCGCUUCGGUGGCGCGCUCGACGGCGCCGCGCAGGAGUUUACGCGCGCGUUCGAGGCUGGCCUCACGCCCCGCGAGUUUGUCGACUCGAUGCGCAAGGCCAACAAGCUCAUCCCCGGUAUCGGACACAAGGUCAAGUCCAAGGCCAACCCGGACAAGCGUGUCGAGCUCGUCAAGAACUACGUCUUCAAGCACUUCCCGUCUGCCAAGCUCCUCGAGUACGCUCUCGCCGUCGAGGACGUCACGAGCGCCAAGAAGGACACGCUCAUCCUCAACCAAUCGCGGUUUCUUUCCUCCGGCGCGUUCACCGCCGAGGAGGCUGCCGAGUACAUGAAGAUCGGCACCUUGAACGGCUUGUUCGUUCUCGGACGCUCCAUCGGCUUCAUUGCCCACCACCUCGACCAGAAGCGCCUCAAGCAGCCGCUCUACCGUCACCCGGCCGACGACAUCUUCAUCCAGCCCUUCAACACCGACCGCAUCCUCGUCCAGCAGCGCCAGUAG
Molecule: messenger RNA, 3447 nt
Organism: Rhodotorula toruloides NP11
Lineage: Eukaryota; Fungi; Basidiomycota; Microbotryomycetes; Sporidiobolales; Sporidiobolaceae
Product: ATP citrate synthase
Exons: 10
Coding region: 1-3447 (1148 amino acids)
Biological process (GO): acetyl-CoA biosynthetic process; fatty acid biosynthetic process; tricarboxylic acid cycle
Cellular component (GO): cytosol
Molecular function (GO): ATP citrate synthase activity
Source: RefSeq, a predicted model, not a curated record